AUGUCCGCCUCAAGGCGCGUCAUUGCAUCCCUACAGCUCCGCACAGCCGCCACCCAAGCGCAUGCGCAGAAGCGGGCCGGCGACAUCUCUGAUGCCUUCGCUUCACUGUCUGGGCAAGACUUCAAGCCCCUCACCCCGGAGUACGCAGACCUCAAAAGUCGCCUGAUCAGAGGUCGGGAAGCCGAGGUUCGAGAAUCAUGGGAGCGCCUCUUGCGGGAUCUGCGGGAAGAGAUUCCGCUCAUCGUCGAGCUGGGCUCCAAGGUCAUACCUGAGAUCAACUUCGAGGAUUUCGAGAAUGCGCCCGAGAGAUUCAAUCAGGAAUUGAAGAAGAGGGGAGUGGCUGUUGUGCGAGGCGUGGUGCCAGAACAGGAUGCUCUGCAAUGGAAGGCGGAUUUGCGGGAGUACAUCAGACAAAAUCCCCAAACAAAAGCGUUUCCUCAAGAUAAUCCCCAAGUCUACGAACUGUACUGGUCGCGGACGCAAAUGCUCGCGCGCGGGCACCCCAAUAUGCUGAAGACACAACGCCUGCUUAUGUCGUAUUGGCACUCGAAAGACUCGCACGCCCCCGUCUCAACGCAACACCCGAUCAGCUACGCCGACCGCUUGCGCAUGAGGCUUCCUGGAGACGCCAAAUUCGCCCUCGGACCACACGUAGACGGAGGCAGUGUCGAACGCUGGGAUGAACGGGGAUAUGGCUUGGGUGGAGUAUAUGACGAUAUCUGGAAAGGACAAUGGGAGAACUUUGAUCCCUGGGAGGCGAGCUGCAGGCUCCCCGUGAAGUCAGAUCUCCACCAGGGCGUGGGCGCAUGCUCUAUGUUCCGAAUGUUCCAGGGCUGGCUCUCGCUCUCGCAUACCGGACCAUUCCAAGGGACACUCCUCGUGAACCCCCUCCUGGCAAAAGCAACAGCCUACUACCUCCUCCGACCAUUCUUUUCCCCGCGCCGCGGCGUCGAAGCCUGUGCCCAGACAACUUCGGAAGCCCUCACCAACUCACAAGAGUUCCUGCAGUCGGACAACUGGUCUAUGGACACGAAGCCAUCGAGUUGGAUCCAGGGUGCCACCCCAGGACACGGCCAGGAACUCUCGCACCUCCUCCACCCGCACCUCAACCUCCAACAGUCCAUGAUCCACGUGCCCACCGUCCGCCCGGGAGACUAUGUAGCCUGGCACUGCGACACCAUCCACGCGGUCGACAAAGUGCACUCCGGAACUUCGGACUCAAGCGUCUUGUAUAUCCCCGCGUGUCCGCUCACCGAGGAAAGCGCAAUCAACCUCGCCGAGCAGCGCCGCGCCUUCAUCGACGGCACCCCGAGUCCUGAUUUCGGAGGCGGAAUCGGCGAGAGCGAGCACAUUGGUAGGGUUAAUGUGGAGGAGAUGGAGGGUCUAGUUGGCGUGGAGGGGUGCAGGGCGAUGGGGUUGCAUGAGUGGGAUAGUGAUGCUGAGGGUCUGACGCCGGGCCAGCGAGAGGUCUUGGAUCGGGCGAAUAAGGUCCUUGGUUUCUAUUCGUAA
This is a messenger RNA of Aaosphaeria arxii CBS 175.79, 1509 nucleotides long. RefSeq names its product DUF1479-domain-containing protein. The coding region runs from base 1 to 1509 and encodes 502 amino acids. The record is from RefSeq and is a predicted model, not a curated record. The transcript is spliced from 2 exons. Lineage: Eukaryota; Fungi; Ascomycota; Dothideomycetes; Pleosporales.